Molecule: messenger RNA, 3867 nt
Organism: Sycon ciliatum
Lineage: Eukaryota; Metazoa; Porifera; Calcarea; Leucosolenida; Sycettidae
Exons: 1
Coding region: 1-3867 (1288 amino acids)
Biological process (GO): DNA integration
Molecular function (GO): nucleic acid binding
Source: RefSeq, a predicted model, not a curated record
AUGUCGUCUGCCAAAUUUCCUGUACCUGCCCCGUUCGAUUUCUCCACCCCAGAAGCAUGGCCACUCUGGAAGACCCGUUUUGAACGCUUUAGUUCUUUGUCCAAAUUGGACGAGGCGGACGGGCAACGCCAAGUAGACACUUUAGUUUACUCCAUGGGAGCCGAAGCCGAUCCUAUCUUUGAGUCUCUAUCUCUGUCCGCGGAUGAUAAGAAGAAACUCGACAAGGUACUGGAGGCCUUUGACAAGUAUUUUCGCCCGGGUGUAAACGUAAUCCACCAACGGACAUUGUUUGAAAGGUGUGUCCAGAACCCAGGUGAAUCCGUGGAAGAGUAUGUGCGUCGUCUCCGUGCCGCAGCCAAAUAUUGCGCGUUUGACAAGUCCGAUGAGCGUAUCCGCGACAGGUUGGUGGCCCAUAUGACGAACCGAGAAGUUUCGAAGAAGCUACAGCUCGAGGAUCACGCUCAGCUGACACUCGAGACUGCCGUGAGCUUGGCACGCAAAACAGAGUCCGUAAACGCCGAGGUCGCCCAGCAAACGCCCCGGGUGAGCCAAGCUGCUGCAGCUACCUCACCGCAACGGAAACACGGCAAGUCCCCUGCUUACGCAAGUUACGGAUCGACGGGAAAGCGACCACAGGUCAAGUCCCAACGAGACUCGAGCAACAGUAAGAAGUGCUCGUGGUGUGGCUCCUCCAAAGACCACAAAUCGAACCGUGACGAAUGCCCUGCCAAGGACAAGUCUUGUAACAAGUGUCGUAAGUCUGGACACUUCGCCAGCGUCUGCCGGUCUGCCUCCGCCAGUGCAGCACACAACGAUUAUGUGCAUGUAGCUGAGUUUGACUUGCAGUCGGACCCCGUCGGCGAAAAUUUCCUUGGAGCUGCUUCUACCCACACCGCUGACGAGCCGUGGGUAGUACGACUGGAUCUGUGCGGCUCACACCUCGAUUUCAAAAUCGACACUGGAGCUGAUCUCAACAUUAUGACGCAGGCCAGCUACAACGGUUUAUCUGCACCGCCAGUACUCAGUCCGUGCCAGACACGUAUGAUUGGGCCUGAUGGGAACCAGCUCACGAUACAGGGUGAGUUCCACACUUGUGCUGUGUUCCGUGAUGUACAGUACCCAGUCACUAUCCUGGUCAUUGCCACUGGUGGUGUCAACUUGCUCAGCAGGCAGACAUCUGAACUGAUGGGCCUAGUACAACGUCUUCAUGUUGGCUCUUCAGAUGCCCAGCCGAAAAUCGGAUGCAUGCUAGGCAAGCCAGUCGAGAUUGAGUUGAAGCCAGACUGCAAACCAUACAACUGCGUAAAUGCUCGACGCAUUCCAAUACACAUCCGCCUCAAGGUUCGUACCGAGCUGGAGCGUAUGGAAAAAGCAGGUGUCAUCACAAAAGUCGAGCAGCCGACCGACUGGUGUUCACCCCUCGUGUCGGUCCUCAAGCCGAACGGCAACGUGCGUGUAUGCGUAGACCUCAAGCGCCUGAAUGCCAGCGUCAAGAGAGAGCACUACCCGUUACCGACCGUGGACGACACGCUCGCACAACUCAACGGUUCUACCAUAUUCUCCACGCUGGACACCACGUCUGGCUUCUGGCAGAUCCCACUCUCCGAGGAAGCGUCGUUGCUGACGACGUUUAUCACUCCCUAUGGCCGCUUCAAGUUCGAGCGCCUUCCCUUCGGCAUAACGAGCGCGCCUGAGAUAUUCCAGCGCCGGCUACAAGGUCUACUCAGCGAUAUUCCCAACGUAGCAGUGUUCAUAGACGACAUCAUCGUCUAUGCUUCAUCGAUGGCUGAGCAUGAUGCUGCUCUGCUCGCCGUCGAGAACCGACUCCGUGAUGCCGGUCUGACACUGAAUCCGAACAAGUCUAAGUUCAGAUGCACGUCCCUAAAGUACCUGGGCCAUCGGAUCAGCGACAAGGGUGUCCACCCUGACCCAGUUAAGCUGGAUGCCAUCGAGCGCCUCGCAGCACCAGCUGAUGUGGAAGAGCUCCGUCGUGCACUCGGACUCUUCACGUACCUCUCCAAGUUUCUGCCGUCAUUGUCGACCGUAGCCGCCCCACUGCGCGAGCUACUCCGGUGCGAUGCGACGUGGCAAUGGACCGAAGCACAUGAGCUAGCUUUCACAGAGCUCAAACGCCUAGCUGCCUCAGCCCCGUGUCUCGCGUACUACGACCCGUCUGCACCAACCAUCGUCACGGCUGAUGCGAGCAGCUAUGGAUUGGGUGCUGCACUGCUACAGUUCCACGACAAUGAGUGGAAGCCGGUCGCGUACGCCUCACGCACCAUGACAGCAGCAGAGAAACGGUAUGCCCAGAUCGAGAAAGAGCUCCUCGCCUCGGUCUGGGGAUGUGAACACUUCCAUCAAUACCUCUACGGAGCGCCCCGAUUUACUAUUCAGACGGACCACAAGCCGCUGGUCCCACUAAUGAACACGCGUGACCUCGACCGAGUACCUCUACGCUGCCAACGUCUACUGAUCAGACUCAUGCGCUACGAUGUACAGGCGGAGUACGUGCCUGGCAAGAACAUGGUUCUCGCCGACACGCUGUCCAGAGCUCCUCUUCCUGACACGCCAGCAACCGAAUCCGACCUACACAGUGACUCGGAAGCCACCAUCGCCGCUGUCCUGUCGUCUCUAUGCAGUCCUACCAAGCAACACGCUCUCGUUACAGCCACUGCUGACGAUCCAGUCCUGCAACAAGUAAUCCAGCAUACCCUCCAUGGCUGGCCGACCAAGGUCAACGCAGACCUGGAAGCCUAUCGCAACGAACGUGGCUCACUCUCAGUUCACGACGGUCUGCUGUACCACGGAUUUCGGAUCGUAGUCCCGGCAUCCGAGCGCAAAGCUACACUUGCCACUUUGCAUGACGGCCACCAAGGCAUAACCAAGUGCCUGGCCCGUGCGAAGUCCUCCGUCUGGUGGCCAGGUAUCACACGUGCCAUUUCAGAAUGCGUGCAGAACUGCCUGACCUGCACCAAGCAUCGUUUUCAGCCGCCAGAGCCUCUGUCUCCAACUGCGUUUCCCUCUUUGCCAUGGGAGAGAAUAGGAGUCGACCUCUGCCAACACGACGGUCAGGAGUACCUCAUUGCUGUCGACUACUUCUCCAGGUACAUUCACGCCAUCCCGCUACGGAAGACUACCUCUGGAGCCGUCAUCAAGGAACUCCACGAGCUGUUCGCCAUCCAUGGCAUCCCUCAAGUCCUUGUGUCGGACAACGGUCCACAGUUCGCAAGUGCUGAAUUCGCCGCAUUCACAGCCCAAAUGCAGCUCACCCACCGCACCAGUAGCCCGCACUACCCACAGAGCAACGGUGAAGCUGAGCGAGCGGUUCGAACAUUCAAGCGUCUCCUGAAGACCAACAACAGCCUCAACGAUGCCUUACUCAACUACAGGUCAACACCCCUCGCAAAUGGCUACUCGCCAGCCGAGCUCCUGUUUGGUCGUCGUCUACGCACACACCUCCCAUGUACAGCGGAAUCCCUCGCUCCAAGUUGGCCUGAUAUUUCCAAGCUAAGGAAGUUCGAGGUGAGGCAGAAAGACCGACAGAGUGAGACAUACGACUCGUCACACCGAGCACAAUCUCUGCCACCAUUGACCCAAGGCGACCGAGUCUGGGUGCAAGAUCUCGCUUCCGAAGCCGUGAUUGCAGACCGCGUCUCCGACAGAUCCUAUAUUGUCACGACCGACAACCUGUCCGAGUACCGCCGCAACCGUCGCCACGUCAAGUUGCUACCUGAUGUGCAACCAACACCAACACCGCAGUUGAAUGUCACUACACCUGCAGAACCUCCAUCCGCUGAUGUCGAGUUCCAGCCUACCUUGCGCCGAUCAGCACGUCCAUCCCGGCCGUUGAACAGACUCGACCUGUAA